This is a messenger RNA of Prorocentrum cordatum, 1426 nucleotides long. Lineage: Eukaryota; Dinophyceae; Prorocentrales; Prorocentraceae. The record is from the annotation of a GenBank genome assembly.
GUGGUCCGGCCCGCUUCGCCUGAGACUUCCUUGCACCCAGGCGUGCCCGGCUUGUCGUGAUCUCUGGAGUGGGAUGCCUUUUUUUCUGUCCCUAUCCAUUCUGCCUCAAGACUUUUGUGCUCGUACGCAGUUGUUGUUAUUCAGCAUCUUCUAACACCCUUCAUCGUGGUGCCAUGAAACAGUCGGGUAUCUCGGCGCUGUUUCUCUAGGCUGCGCAGCAGCCUUGCACUUCGACAGGGCCGAGCCUCGCGCAACGACCGCCACUGACGUAGCUGCCACCCUGGAGAAGCAGGCGGCGCAGUCGACCCUGACAGUGGAAUACCUGAUUGUCGGCGGAGGCGGUGGCGGCGCUUCCGGAGGCGGCGGCGGCGGCGGUGUGCUCCAGGGGACGGGCUUAGUCAUAUCCGUCGACGAAGUCAUCACGGUUGGGGCAGGCGGUCUCGGAGGUUCGGGGGGCAGCGGAACUUUUGCGGAGGCAGCGAGCGGAGGAAACUCUUCGAUCGGCUCUCUGGUGGCAUACGGUGGCGGCAAGGGUGCGGGGGGCAGUUCCAGGACGGCCUCCAGCGGGGGUUCAGGCGGUGGAGGCUCCUUCGAUCUGCCGAGUGUUGCGUACGCGGCUGGGGUUGCGGGACAGGGCAAUCGUGGCGGGCGCAGCGACAGGUCGGCGUUCGGCGCAGGCGGCGGCGGCGGCGGCGCGGGCGGUGUUGGAAGCGACGCACCCCAACAGCACUACGGAGGAGAUGGUGGCAUUGGAGUGGCGUCGUCAAUUUCAGGCACUUCCAUGUAUUACGGCGGAGGCGGUGGCGGUGGCGUCAACGCAAAUUGCUUUUGCACCACUUAUCCAGGAGGGGCCGGCGGCCUAGGGGGCGGCGGCGAUGGAAGCAGUUACGGCGGUGUUGGCGGCGAUGACUUCAAUGGCGAAGACGGACAGGUAAACACUGGCGGUGGUGGCGGCGGUACGGAUCCUGAAUCUUCUUUGGCCGGCAAUGGAGGGUCCGGCAUAGUAAUCAUCAGGUACCUGAGUUCCACCCCGUUGCUCCAAGGUGGCACAGUCACCACGAGCAAUGGCUACCACAUUCAUACUUUCACAGCAACUGGGUCGCAGACCGUGACAGUCGAGGCGGCUCCGACGCCCUACCCGACGGCCGUCCCGACGCCCUACCCGACGGCUUACCCGACGGCCUUCCCGACGUCGGGCGGAGGCGGCGGUGUGUCUGCCACUGGCGACCCCCACCUGCGGACCCUCCACGGUGAGCGGUUCGACUUGAUGAGGCCAGGCAAGCAUGUUCUGAUUAACGUCCCUAGAGGAGUGCGCGCUGAAGAGGCAUUGCUUCGCGUGCAGGCUGAGGCGCGCCGAAAGGGUAGCUCCUGUGCGGACAUGUAUCGAAGACGCCUACGGCGAAUCACCGCUGCCCCUCGCCUUCUG